Chlamydomonas reinhardtii is the source of this 1064-nucleotide messenger RNA. RefSeq lists its product as uncharacterized. The coding region runs from base 64 to 534 and encodes 156 amino acids. The transcript is spliced from 3 exons. The record is from RefSeq and is a predicted model, not a curated record. NCBI's taxonomy places the organism in Eukaryota, Viridiplantae, Chlorophyta, Chlorophyceae, Chlamydomonadales, Chlamydomonadaceae.
CCUCCCUCAGGCGGGCUGGGGUAUGCGCUGCUGGCGGCGCUGUGGCUGCUGGCGGAGCUGGCCAUGGGCGGCGCGCGCGCUGACGCCGCCGAGGUGGGCCGGCUGCUGCGCGACUGGGUCAGCCUGGCCUGCGUGCUGUGGGCGGGGUUCGGCCCGGGCGCGCUGUCCAGCUACCUGCAGAUGCUGGGGCAGCGCAUCGUGCCGCCCGCCAAGGCGCAGAUGCUGUACAGCACCACGCCCCUGUGGUCGGCUCUGCUGGCGCGGCUUCUGCUGCACGGCUCCGACGGCGCCAUGGGCCCCCUGGCCUGGCUGGGCGGCGGCGUCAUGCUGUCCGCAUCGCUGGGGGCGUCACUGCUGGACAGGAGCGGAGGCGGCGGCGGAGGAGGAGGCGGUGGAGGAGGGGGAGGAGGGGGAGGGGGAGGAGGGGGAGUGGAGGGCAGGGGGAGUGGGGGGAGUUUGGGGGCGGUUGGGGCGGGGGAUGUGCGGGCGGAGAGCCUGGGGUUGGAGGUGCGGGGGGACAAACGCGACCUGUGAGGCGAUGCGGUGAGAGUGCUGGUGCUGGUGCUGGUGGAGCUAGGGGUGGUGCUGUAGGCCCGGCUGGAUGGCAGUACGGUAGCUCAGCUCGGAGCGCUGGGUGUGCGUGCGGCAUGGCGAUGGGGGGGUAGAUGGGAAGUAGAGGUGCGGGCUUGUGCUGAAAGACCACCUGCAGCGGUGGUGGAGCGGGGCAGGGCAGGAGGGACAGGUGCAGCACGGGUCACAGCAGCAGGAGGCACUCCGCUGCAGGUGCUGGAGGGCCCAUGGGGGCCCACACACACUGGGACAGGGGGCAGUGGUGCGACGUGGGCUGUGUGGCGGCUGCAGGGCGGCGAUGUGGCUUGACAGGUCGGGGAGACCACGGCGGCGCGGCUGGGCCUGUGGGAUGCUGCGAGCCGUGCCAACUGGCCACGGCGGUGCGGACGGUUGAGGACCGUUGACGGGUUGAGGGCGUGGUACCAAUGCCCCGGCACCGACUGCCCUGUCCUACCCAGUGUCCCAACCGCUGCCCAAGAGCUUUCAACUUGUUG